AUGAUGGUGUUCCUCGCUCUCCUUGCAGGCGCGCGAGCCCUGCGGCCCGCGGCGCGGCCGCGAUCGCUGGCGCGCGGCUUGGCGACGCGGCGUCCGGCGGCCUACGACGUCGCCGAGGUCGAGGCGCGGUGGCAGGCGCGCUGGGACGACGAGAAGACCUUCGCGAGCGAGCGGCGCGAGGGCCGCGAGAAGAAGUACGUGCUCGACAUGUUCCCCUACCCGAGCGGGUCCGGCCUGCACGUGGGCCACCCGGAGGGCUACACGGCGACGGACAUCAUGAGCCGCUACUGGCGCAUGCGCGGCUACGACGUGCUCCACCCCAUGGGCUGGGACGCCUUCGGCCUGCCGGCGGAGCAGCACGCCAUCAACACGGGCACGCACCCGCGGGAGACGACCCUGACGAACAUCGGCACCUUCAAGCGCCAGCUCAAGUCGCUCGGCCUCUCGUACGACUGGGACCGGGAGCUGUCGACGACGGACCCCGACUACGUGCGCUGGACGCAGUGGAUCUUCCUCCAGCUCUUCAAGGUGGGCCUCGCGGAGCAGAAGGAGGUGCCCGUGAACUGGUGCCCGGCCCUGGGCACGGUCCUCGCGAACGAGGAGAUCAUCGACGGCCUCAGCGAGCGCGGGUCGCACCCCGUCGUCCGCGCGCCGCUGCGCCAGUGGGUGCUCAAGAUCACGGACUACGCGGACAAGCUGCUCGACGGCCUCGACGACCUCGACUGGCCCGCGGGGACCCUGCGGUCCCAGCGCGAGUGGAUCGGCCGGUCCGAGGGCGCCGCGGUGAAGUUCCGGGUCCAGGGCUUGGAGGACGAGACCGUCGAGGUCUUCACGACGCGGCCGGACACGCUCAUGGGCGCGACCUACGUGUGCCUGGCGCCGGAGCACCCCCUCGUGGCGCGCCUGUCGGACUCGAACCGGGAGGCCGUCGACGCGUACGUCGCCGCGGCGGCGCGGAAGUCGGAUCUGGAUCGGACGGCGACGUCGGAGAAGACGGGCGUGCCCACGGGGAGCUCGGUCGUCCACCCGCUCACGGGCGAGGCCCUGCCCCUCUGGGUCGCGGACUACGUGCUCGGCGCCUACGGCACGGGCGCCGUGAUGGCCGUGCCCGCGCACGACGCGCGCGACUUCGCGUUCGCCGAGGCCUUCGACCUGCCCGUCAAGGUCGUCGUCGAGUCCAAGGCCGGCGCCGAGGACGAGCUGCCCUUCGUCGGGUCGGGCGUCGCCGUGAAUUCCGGCGAGAAGUACGACGGCCUGAAGACGGCCAAGGCCAAGAAGGCCGUGACGUACGAUCUCGAUCAACAGGACGCGGGCGGCACGCAGGUGACCUACAAGCUCCGCGACUGGGUCUUCAGCCGCCAGCGCUACUGGGGCGAGCCCAUCCCCAUCACCUUCCCCGUGCUCGACGGCGACGGCGCGCCGUUGCAAGCGGACGGCGCCGUCGACCCGCGGACCGCGGCCGACGAGGCGUUCGUGGUGGACUACGCGAACCCCGCGCCCGUGCCCGAGGGCGAGCUGCCCCUGAAGCUGCCGGAGACGGACGACUACGCGCCCGGCGACGACCCGGCCGGGUGCCUCGCGCGCGUCAAGGACUGGCGCUUCUACGUCGAGGACGGCCGCUGGCGCGCGCGCGAGACGAACACGAUGCCCCAGUGGGCCGGCUCCUGCUGGUACUACAUGCGCUACGCGGACAACGCCAACGACGAAAAGAUGAUCGGCGACGCCGCGGACAAGUCCUGGCUGCCCGUGGACCUCUACGUCGGCGGCGCGGAGCACGCGGUGCUCCACCUGCUCUACGCGCGGUUCUGGCACAAGGUGCUCUACGACAUCGGCGCGACGACGCACGAGGAGCCCUUCGCGAAGCUCGUGCACCAGGGCCUCAUCCUCGGGUCCGACGGCGAGAAGAUGUCCAAGUCGCGGGGCAACGUCGUGAACCCGGACGAGGUCAUCGGCGAGCACGGCGCGGACGCGCUGCGGCUCUACGAGAUGUUCAUGGGGCCGCUCGAGGCCGUCAAGCCCUGGCAGACGGCCCAGGUGUCGGGCGUCGUGCGCUUCCGGGACCGCGUCUACGCCGCGUGCGCCAAGGCGUCCGCGGACGCGCCGCCGCUCGACCAGGAAACGGACGCGCUGCUCCACAAGACCAUGCGCAAGGUCACGGGCGACAUCGACGCCCUCGGCUUCAACACGGCCAUCUCCGCGCUCAUGGUCCUAGCGACGAAGCUCUCCGGCCUCGAGACGCCGCCCGCGGACGCGUGCGAGAAGCUCGCCUUGAUGGUGAGCCCCUUCGCGCCGCACCUCGGCGAGGAGUGCUGGCGGCUCCUCGGCCACGCUGAGUCCCUCGCGUACGCGCCCUGGGUCGAGUGGGACGAGGCCAAGUGCGUCGACGCCACCGUGACCAUGGCCGUCCAGGUCAACGGCAAGGUGAGGGCGACGAUCGAGCUCGCGCCCGACGCGCCGGAGGACGAGGCGCGGGCCCUCGGCCUCGGCGACGCCGCCGUCGCCAAGUUCACGGACGGCAAGGACAUCAAGAAGGUCAUAUACGUCCCGGGCAAGAUCCUCAACGUCGUCGUCGCCAAGUAG
This is a messenger RNA of Aureococcus anophagefferens, 2580 nucleotides long. RefSeq lists its product as hypothetical. Gene Ontology annotation, biological process: leucyl-tRNA aminoacylation; mitochondrial translation. NCBI's taxonomy places the organism in Eukaryota, Pelagophyceae, Pelagomonadales, Pelagomonadaceae. Gene Ontology annotation, molecular function: ATP binding; leucine-tRNA ligase activity; aminoacyl-tRNA deacylase activity. The transcript has a single exon. The record is from RefSeq and is a predicted model, not a curated record. The coding region runs from base 1 to 2580 and encodes 859 amino acids. Gene Ontology annotation, cellular component: mitochondrion.